UAAAUCGAAAUCGAGCACUUACGGUUGUUGAAAAUGAGAUGUGCUUCGUGGCAUCGGGUAACGACCCAAUACACAAAUAAUUUCUUGAAUUGUGUUAAGACAAGACACGCUGCAUUUUUUUUUGUUGCAAAGUAGUUUGGUGUAUAUAGAUUGGAGUUUUUUUGACACAGUACGGUAGUCGGCUUGCAAAGUAAUGGAGUUCGAUGCAAUUGUUGUGACUUGUGUCGAUACAUGCCAACCUUAUCCUGUUCAAAAAGAGCUUGAGUUCUAUCAGUCGAAAGGGAAAAUAUCCUCAAGCACUGUGCUUCUGGCAAUAGAUGAUCCUAAACCAGGAAUUGGCAGUGGAAGUGCAAUGCUCAAUGCAUUACUAGUUGUAACUGAACAUUUAAGUGCCAGGGCUGGUUAUACGGUUGUUGAAUCACAAGUUCUUAAAAAUGCAAGAAUUCUCAUAUUGCAAAUGGGAAGCUCUUAUCCAUUUUCAUCGGUUGGAAAGGCAUUCAAGGUUUUACCAUGCACACAGUGUAAGAACUAUGAAGCUGUACCUGAUGACUUUAUCACAAAUCUUGAAAGUAUUCUACUUACGAUGUCGAACAUAUUGGCGAUUAAUUCACCCCCAGGUGUAUGGGCAUGUAGUACGGAUAUGAUUCUUGGUAUUCCAUCAGGAACAGUUGUUGAUUGGUCAAAUCAUGUUGGUGUGAGAAUAUUUUCAAUUCCAUCUGAUGUUGAUUAUGCACGUAACCAUGGCAUCAUUCAAAUUGGUGAAAAUAAUGUCAUUGAGGACAUAUUUUACUUGGCAUCCGAUGAAGAAUUGAAAAAAUGUACACUCAGUGAUGGACAGGUUCCUAUUGCGCCAGUACUGGUGUUUUUCUCCACUGAAGUUGCUACGAAAUUUCUAACUAUCGUCAAUAUAUCACCAUUGGACAGUUGUACAUAUCUUGGACUUGAUCAAGGAAGUCAAAUUUGUAGGCUGGCAUUUGUUUGGGAUAUUUUAUUAUUGAUGGCGAAGAAUGUGACGGAAGAAGAUUUCGUUAGUGGUGAUCGAAGCAUGUCCUUUGGUCGAAAGAAUCUCACUGAAGGAUCUAUUGCAGAAACUCGACGUUAUUUGAAUGGUCGCGAAACUUCCCCAGAGUCUGUUUUUUUCAUGAGACAAGCGCGCAGGAGCUUAUGGCUACAACUGAGGGGUAUCACUUUGACGACAACUUUGUUGCAAGGUGCUAUUUUUGAUUACAUCUCCUCGUCUGGAGAGAACCACCGGAGACAAAUGCUCGAAUGGCCAUUACAACGCAUCAACCUUCCUAAAAAUUUUCCGUUUUUUUACAACAGGAUUGUUCACAGUUUUUUUGAGCCCGAUUGUAAAAUCAACGAAGAGAGCGUGGUGAUAAAUAGUUUCCUACAAGAUGAAGUUGAGAUAAGAAAAGAUUGUGUUUUAUCACAUUGCCGCCUUACUGGUUCUGUAUCCGUAGGUCAAGGAUGCAUUUUGACAGGUAUCUCUCCAGAAGAUAUAUCUCCCACCAAUGGAUAUAAUAAUGAUGUUUCAUCAACAUGCGAAAUACCGAAAGACACUGUGGUUCAGACAUUUCAAUUGUCGAUAGAUAAAAUCGUUCCAUAUCAGAUACAGGACUCGCGAUCUCUUCGCAUUAUGGUCGUUUAUGGUGUUCAUGAUUUGUUCAAGGUACCAGUUUCCGACUCGCGCAGUACGUAUUGUAAUAAAUCAUGGAACGAGUUCUUUGCAAAAACCGGAAUUCGAGCCAAUGAACUUUGGCCACCGCAUUUGACGGCGAACGAACAGUCGUUUUUAAACGCAAAGCUUUUUCCUGUUUUUGGUGCCAGCAGAAACACAAUUCUUCCCGAAGUGUUGUGGCUUUGUGGAACAAAUAAGGUCACAUCUUCUGCAGAUGUUGUCAAAAAUUGGCGCUCUUCGUGGAGGUUUUCGUUGAAAGAAAUCCUUGAUAAAAUUGAUAUAUCUGCUGAGUUUCGUUGGCAAAGACGUCUUUAUUACGAAGUUGGUUUAAUGAGAACGAAGGAGACAUUGAUGCGUGCCAAGAACAACUGUCUUCUACCAUUCUUUAAGAAUUGUGUUUUACAAAAUAUAGGCUUGGAACUCCUCAAAGAGCUUGAUAAAGUUGCUUGCAAUGCAGGAUCAGCUGAUUGUGUGGCAAGAACAUUCUCCUGUAUUGCUGACGUGCUGAGUGAAAUGGCCGGCAAUGACGUUGGUCUGCGGAGUGGACCGGCUGCCAACGAAGACUGGAUGCAUGCCUACAGGAUGCUUGAAAAUGGAAACAUUUCUGAGGGUGUUAUGGAGCUUGCAAAUCAACGUAAAAAAUGGAUGGAAAGACCUGAUUUACUUAUACGUGCCGCCCGCCAUUACGAAGGAGCCAUGCAAAUAUUGAUCAGACACGCAGUAAUGACCGGUAGACAGUUCAUCAACUUUUCUUUAAAAUCUCAACCUCCGAUCGGGCUGUGGUUUAUAGCAGAGAGUCCAGCUCGCGUUGAUCUAUCAGGUGCAUGGAGUGAUACUCCGCCCGUGACGUACGAACUUGGAGGGGCCGUCACCAAUAUAGCCAUAAAAAUACGUGGAAAGAAACCACUUGGGGCAAAAGUUCGAAAAAUUCACGAUUUGCAGUUGUUGUUAGUCAUUGCAAGUGAGACGGAUACGAUCAAGAUCACAUGCAAUAAACUGUCUGAUCUUCAAAACUACUCCAAACCUAACGCUCCAGGUGCUUUACUUAAAGCUGCAGUUUGCUGUACGAAUAUAAUUGAUAUUACAUCAAAGAAGACUCUCCAGCAACAACUACAAGAGAAAUAUAAUGGCGGUUUUGAAGUUCAGUCAUGGUCGAAUCUUCCAAAAGGAUCUGGUCUCGGUUCCAGUAGCAUCUUGUCUGGUGUUUUAAUGGCGGCUUUACUCAGUGCUGCUGGCAUAGGGUAUGACACGAACUCCUUAAUACACGCGGUUUUGCAUUUGGAGCAAAUGAUGACGACAGGUGGUGGCUGGCAAGAUCAAGUUGGCGGAUUGCUACCUGGUAUCAAGCUUGGAACGUCGGAGGGAAAAUUACCCCUUAAAGUGGAAGCAGAGGUGUUGAAGAUAGACGACAAUAAGAUGAAGCGUAUUUUGGAUCAUUCUGUAUUAGUGUUCACUGGAAAACCGAGGCUUGCUAAGAACAUGUUGCAGGGUGUCAUUCGGAACUGGUACACCCGAAAACCGGAAGUGAUUAGCACUGCCGAUUGGAUUGCACGCAACGCCAAAGAUUGCGCAAAGGCAUGUGUUGAAGGAGAUUUAGAAAAAAUCGCUCAAUGUCUAAAUAAUUCUUGGGAGCAAAAGAAGAUCAUUGCGCCUGGCUGUGAACCACCGCAAGUAAUGGAUUUGAUAAAUGCUCUCAAGCCUCAUAUUCAUGGAUUCUUACUCACUGGUGCCGGAGGCGGGGGCUUUCUUUACGCUAUUUCAAAAGAGGCAAAUUUUUGUGACAAAGUCCCAGCAUUAAUUGAAAGAUUGGGGGGUACGAGAAAUGAAGAACUUUAUAAAAUGGAGUUAGACAACGAAGGACUUACCGUACGUACAGAAUAGGAGGAACUGGUUCUUGCAAAGAUUCUUGAAAUGGAAUUUUUAUUAUAAAUCUUAACUUUUACGUUUAACUUUAUCAUAACCGAUUAAAAUAAACAUCACGGGUUUACUGGUAA
Molecule: messenger RNA, 3675 nt
Organism: Xenia sp. Carnegie-2017
Lineage: Eukaryota; Metazoa; Cnidaria; Anthozoa; Malacalcyonacea; Xeniidae
Product: L-fucose kinase-like
Exons: 29
Coding region: 194-3562 (1122 amino acids)
Biological process (GO): GDP-L-fucose salvage
Molecular function (GO): ATP binding; fucokinase activity
Source: RefSeq, a predicted model, not a curated record